GGCAAUAUUUGUAUUUUUAUUUUUUGUAUUUUAUUUGAUGGUCUGAAUCAAAAAUAUUUAUACAUAAACUAUUUUAUGACCUAGAAAAAGCGUACAUAUUCAACAAAAAACUUAAAAGAUGCGUACCAAACAAAAAAAUGUCAUAAAAUUACGUAAGUUUUGCCGGCGCGUCUUAAAGUCGCAAGCAAAAAAAUCCGAAGUUAUCACUUUACAGUAUGAGAGUGUUAACAUAAACACGCAUUUGCCUGCAGAGACUGCUGGCUAAAUUACAUUUUUGAUAUUAAAAGUUAAUUUUUAUAACUGAAGACAUUCAUUGAAGAUGAAAGAAUGGAUAAAGAUUACAUUGAUUUUGUGCGCGUUCGGCACAUUGAGAGAAAUAAGACCGUCUGAGCCUUUUGUUACCGAGUUUUUACUUGGAGAAUGGAGAAACAUAACUGAAAAUCAAUUGAAUCAAGAAGUUUACCCUGUAGGAACAUAUUCAUAUUUGGCACAACUUGUGGUUAUAUUUUUGAUAACCGAUUUUUUAAGGUUUAAACCUGUUAUUAUAAUUUCUGGACUAAGCGGUAUUUCAGUUUAUGCAGUAUUACUAUGGACAAAGAGCCUGCAAUGGCUACAAGUUUCACAGUUCUUGUAUGGAUUGUAUAUGGCCACAGAAGUUGCAUAUUUGACAUACAUUUAUGCCAAGGUUGAUUCUACUAAAUAUGCAGUGGUGUCUUCAUAUACCAGGAUAGCAGCGCUCACUGGACGUUUCCUAUCUGGACUCAGCUCACAGUUGCUAGUACAUUAUGAACUCAUGGACUAUAGAGAUCUCAAUUAUAUCACAUUUACAGCUCAGAUCCUCGCGUCUUUCUGGGCGCUGUGGUUACCAUCGGUCCCUUACGGUAUAUAUUUCCACCGAAAUGUGACAGCACAUCCGGUCACAACUAACAUAGAAGACAAGAGCACGUCAGACGAAUUAAACGUUGAUAAGCGUUCACUUAGAAAAAAUAUGUGGGAGGCGUGCACAUUGAUAGGGCGGCACGCGCGCGCGGCGUACUCACGGCCCAAGGUGUUGGCCUGGUCCGCGCUGUACGCGGCUGCGCUCGCCCUCUUUGUGCAGGCUCAGACCUACGUGCAGCUGCUCUGGAAACAUAUACAGGAGAAAAGUCACACACCUGUAGCAUAUAACGGCGCGGUGGAAGCACUUCAAACGCUGCUAGGAGCGUUCGGUGCAUUUCUAUCUUCGUACUUCGCCAGAGCAGAGCUGCCUGCGCCCGUGCUGGCAGUGCAAGGCAUCGCAGUCUUUGUUGCUACCUACAUACCCAAUGUGUUUGUGUCAUACGCGGGUUACGUUGUCAUGGGAAUGCUGUACCACUUCACUAUUACUAUGGCCAGUGCAAAAAUCGCCAGUCAGCUGAGCGACGAGAGCUGCUUCGGUCUGAUAUUCGGCAUCAACACACUAAUAGGCACAGCCCUGCAGUCAAUACUUACUGCUGUACUCAUACAGAGCCUGCAUCUGCCAAUUACCUCACAGUACUACGCCAUCAGUGGACUCUUCCUACUUACAGCUUCCGGUUGGCUCUUUGGCUGGCUGAUCAAUAGUGUCAAACAGAAAAAGAAUAUCAGUAUUAACAAUCAGUAUUGAUAGAGAAUUUUUUUUUUAUAUUUAGUUGUUAGUUGCCAAGUACUUAUUUGGUAAUAAUAUAAAUUUGACAUA
Papilio xuthus (Asian swallowtail) is the source of this 1696-nucleotide messenger RNA. RefSeq names its product thiamine transporter 1. The record is from RefSeq and is a predicted model, not a curated record. The coding region runs from base 320 to 1624 and encodes 434 amino acids. The transcript is spliced from 7 exons. Gene Ontology annotation, biological process: transmembrane transport; vitamin transport. NCBI's taxonomy places the organism in Eukaryota, Metazoa, Arthropoda, Insecta, Lepidoptera, Papilionidae. Gene Ontology annotation, cellular component: plasma membrane. Gene Ontology annotation, molecular function: vitamin transmembrane transporter activity.